AUGUCCGGUCUUCUUUCUGGGAUAAAAUUUCUCGGCAAGAAGAAGGAAGAGACCAAAGAGGUCCCUGCCAGCAGCGAAGAGACAUCGUCACGCCCCGUGCACAACCCUGCAAUGAGCUGGAUGAGUGGCCCGAUCGAUCUGCUGGGGACGCGCAAGGUGACUGAACAGAAGGAAUAG
This is a messenger RNA of Nannochloropsis gaditana CCMP526, 177 nucleotides long. RefSeq lists its product as uncharacterized. The coding region runs from base 1 to 177 and encodes 58 amino acids. The record is from RefSeq and is a predicted model, not a curated record. The transcript is spliced from 2 exons.